CUUUGCUCUGAAAUUUUGACACUUCUGCCCAAGGCUUCUGCCUCUGUACAUAAUUUUUCUCGUUUCCUCACCUUUUCACGCCGCUAUUUUAGCGUUCGAAUAGGUUUAUCUUGUUUGCUUCUGCAGAUAAAGAUUAUUCUGAUCUUUAGACGAGUUACACUCCGCUGGCCACAAUGGAUGUAGGCUAUUCGCUCUAUCAGAACAGCGGCGGCAGAGGCGAGCGCGAUUUCAACGAGUUGGCUCAUUCAAUAGGUAGCAGCAUCCAAAAAAUCUCCAAAAAUGUCACUUCAAUGCAACGAAUGGUCAGUCAGCUGGGAACCCCGCAAGAGAGCUCGGAUCUUAAAUCUCAAUUGCGCCAGCUUCAGCAUUACACUCAGCAAUUGGUGAAAGAUACAAACGACAACAUAAAGGAGCUCUCGAAAAUCAACACAUCGAUUCCGUCUGAAAAGCAGCAAUGGAAAAUGCAGAAGGAGCGACUCACCGAAGAAUUCACAUCUGCCCUCACGUCUUUCCAAGAAGUCCAGAGACUAGAAGCUCAGAAGGAGAAGGAUGAUAUUAAAAGAGCAAAGCAAGCAUCAGGCAGAGUUGCCUUGUCGAUGGAUGGUUUUGGUGGUGCCAGCACUAGACAAUCUGAGCAACUAAUCGAACUAAAGGACCAGCAAGAAAUGAGACAAGCCCAGAUACAAGAGGAACACGAGCUAAGGGAACUCGAGGAGCGGGAACAAGCAAUCAGGCAAUUAGAAAGUGACAUCGGAGAUGUUAACCAAAUCUUCAAGGAUUUGGGUCAGAUGGUUUAUGAGCAAGGAGAGGUGAUUGACAGUAUAGAAGCUCAUGUCGAGAAAACUGAGAUUUUUGUCUCUGAAGGAACAAGUCAGCUACGUCAAGCCAGCACCUAUCAGUCAAAGGCGCGGAUGAAGAAGUUCAUUUUCUUCUCCUGUUUGGCGUUUGUUGUGGCUGUGAUCCUUGCAUAUAUUAUUUACGAAUUAUCAAAUUAAUCGGGAAAUAUAUUAUACAGAUAUGAUCAACUUAGGAUCUUCUUAAUAUAGAUUUAUUUAUUCUAAAUACUCAUUGUCAUUCCAAUUAUGAUCUAUCACCAGUAAAGUUCCUUUUCUGUUUUUGCCAUAAUUUGUAACAUCUCUUGCACCCUUCCAAACCUACUAUUGUCAUUAUUAAUUAUUCUAAUAUAAAGGUUUUCUUUCAACACUUUAAAUUAGAUUAUCUUGCUAUCUGCUCUCAGAGAAUAAAAAUAA
Neocloeon triangulifer is the source of this 1250-nucleotide messenger RNA. RefSeq names its product syntaxin-12 (gene Syx7). Gene Ontology annotation, molecular function: SNARE binding; SNAP receptor activity. Gene Ontology annotation, cellular component: synaptic vesicle; endomembrane system; SNARE complex. The record is from RefSeq and is a predicted model, not a curated record. Lineage: Eukaryota; Metazoa; Arthropoda; Insecta; Ephemeroptera; Baetidae. Gene Ontology annotation, biological process: intracellular protein transport; vesicle-mediated transport; vesicle fusion. Bases 174 to 995 code for a protein of 273 amino acids. The transcript has 7 exons.